AUGAUCUAUAGAGAAGCUAUUCAGCUGAGCAACCAAGUUGCUUCCUUGUUGGAAAGCAAACGGUUCUACCAAGCCAUUCUUGUUGCAUGCACUGCAAUGGAGGUAUUCCAAAAGCAAACGCCCACUGCAGAAAAAGCAUCUCUGAGUGGCCAUGACUUCAUUGAUCCAUGCAUGGCUUUUUGUUGCAAUCGUGAUUGCGCUUCCGACAGCCGUAGCACCAUGGACGAGGAGUACACUUAUGAACAUGGCAUCAUAUUGCCGUUAAACACAAUAGAUUGGACUGCCAUCACCGCUGUCUUGAUCUUCAACUGCGCCCUCACCCAUCACUUGGCAGCAGGACAUUGCUAUGACCAUGUCACUUCUCAGCACUUCCUCAAGAAAUCACUAAGGCUUUAUACGCUUGCCUAUAAUGAACAAGAUCGUCAAGACCAGAACAUUAUGUUCCAGGCAGCGAUUGUCAACAAUGUUGGACUAAUCCACAAGAGGCUUGGUAGCCAGGAGGAGGCACAGGCGUGCUUUGACUUUUUGACGACCAUGAUUGUAAUGAUGAGAGUCUCCUCCACCGAAGGUGAUUCUUGUUUGGGCGAAGACAAAUAUCGCCAACACGUCCAGGACUUUUGGAAAAACAUUUUGGGAAACAAACGAUCAGUAGCUCCUGCCGCGUAG
Cylindrotheca closterium is the source of this 666-nucleotide messenger RNA. Lineage: Eukaryota; Bacillariophyta; Bacillariophyceae; Bacillariales; Bacillariaceae. The record is from the annotation of a GenBank genome assembly.